This is a messenger RNA of Callorhinus ursinus (northern fur seal), 273 nucleotides long. RefSeq names its product defensin beta 114 (gene DEFB114). The record is from RefSeq and is a predicted model, not a curated record. NCBI's taxonomy places the organism in Eukaryota, Metazoa, Chordata, Mammalia, Carnivora, Otariidae. Gene Ontology annotation, biological process: innate immune response. Gene Ontology annotation, cellular component: extracellular region.
AUGGCAAUUGUGGAGGUUUGGGAAAAUGUCCUGAAUUCUCUGAUGAAGAGCUUUGAAACUGGGGAUAAGAAACUUGUCUUUAGACCUUGGAAGAUCAGUAAUGUCGGUUACUCUUCUUUUACUAUAGCCACAUGUACCUUGGUGGAUCCUGAUCGGUGCACAAAAUCUUUCGGUUACUGUAGAAGACGCUGCUUUAAAUAUGAAAAGCAAAUUGAUAUAUGUCUCUCACCAAGUAAAAUUUGCUGCAUUGAGAGGUUAUUUGAAGAAGAUUAA